AUGCAUCUUCUUCAAAUCUGCAAGUUGGCAGUCAUUGCCACAGCCGGAUUUGCUCUUGCCCAUCCUGGCGCUCAUGAGUCCAACUCUUUCAACUACCUGGGCAAGCGUAACUUCCUGCGCAGUGCCCGAAGCACCCUGGAUCAGUGUGCGGACAAGCUCGAGGCACGUGGAGUCAAGACCCGUGCUGAAGCCCGCCGCGCAGCCCUGAUCGAGAAGUACAGGAAACGAACCGUCGCCAUUGAGCCCCGUGACACCGACAAGGUCCUGAAUACUUCACACCACUCUGACCUUCACGUUACCCCAAACACCCCCGCGAAGGAUCUUUUCGACGCCGACCCAGUCUGCAUCCUCGCCCCGGAGGGCGAAAUCGGACCCUUCUGGGUAAAAGGCGAGCUUAUCCGCUAUGACAUUAGCGAUGGGGAGGAUGGUGUUCCCAUCUAUCUUGAUGGGCAAUUCAUUGAUAUAAAUACCUGCGAGCCGAUCAAGGACCUCUACUGGGAUGUGUGGAACUGCAACUCGACUGGUGUCUAUUCCGGCGUGCAAAGCGGCAUGAACGGCGAUAGUGACGAUGACUCCAAUCUUGACAAGACAUUCCUCCGUGGCAUCCAGAAGACCGAUGCGGAUGGGGUUGCAGGUUUUAAGACCGUUUUCCCCGGCCACUAUGGUGGCCGUACGACACAUAUUCAUGUUGUCGCUCAUCUUAACGCGACUGUUCUACCCAACAACACGCUCACUGGCGGUUACGUCCCCCAUAUUGGGCAACUGUUCUUUGAUCAGGAUUUGAUAGAUGAAAUCGAGGCGACCUCCCCUUACAACACAAACACUGUGGACAUAACGGCGAAUGCAGACGACCACGUUGUCAUAGUCGAGACUGAAGACAGCGACUCUGAUCCAUUCUUCCAAUACGCACUGCUCGGCGACUCCGUUGAAGAUGGCCUUUUUGCUUGGGUCACCUUAGGAGUCGAUGUAUCUGCCAAUCACGAUUCGUCCGUUUCCUACGCCGCUACCUUAACCUCGUCCGGAGGUGUCGUGAGUGAGAAUGCCGGAGGGGGUGGUGGUCCGAUACCGUCUGGUUCUGGCCCUCCAUAUUUGUGA
Aspergillus puulaauensis is the source of this 1095-nucleotide messenger RNA. Its product is annotated as intradiol ring-cleavage dioxygenase. Bases 1 to 1095 code for a protein of 364 amino acids. The record is from RefSeq and is a predicted model, not a curated record. Gene Ontology annotation, molecular function: ferric iron binding; oxidoreductase activity, acting on single donors with incorporation of molecular oxygen, incorporation of two atoms of oxygen. Lineage: Eukaryota; Fungi; Ascomycota; Eurotiomycetes; Eurotiales; Aspergillaceae. The transcript has a single exon.